This is a messenger RNA of Pipra filicauda (Wire-tailed manakin), 2214 nucleotides long. Its product is annotated as UAP56-interacting factor-like. The transcript is spliced from 8 exons. NCBI's taxonomy places the organism in Eukaryota, Metazoa, Chordata, Aves, Passeriformes, Pipridae. Bases 688 to 1653 code for a protein of 321 amino acids. The record is from RefSeq and is a predicted model, not a curated record. Gene Ontology annotation, biological process: mRNA export from nucleus. Gene Ontology annotation, molecular function: mRNA binding.
CUGUGCUGGCAGCAGCCCCGUAACUCGGGGGACGGAGCGGGCCGGAGGGGCUCCCGCAAAGCAGCCCCCGGUGGCAGGAGGAGAGGAGCCAUGUCCUCGCGGUGCCGCUAUUUAUAGCUGCUCGCUCCGAUGCUCGCCAUGCCUUUGGCACCGGGAAUGUGAACUGUGCAUAAACAACCGCCCUGUCAUGAACUCCCGAGGCCUGGAUUCUGACGCAUGGACGAGAGAUCUUGGUGGAUUAUCGUGUUGGCGUUCUCUGCUGUGGGAGGAAAGUCCACCAGCACCUUUUGCUGUUGGGUCAGCUUCCUAACUGAAACCUUGUGUCAUUUCUUCCAGCAACGAGCCAUUUGUCAGGAGCAGCAGAACAUUUUCCACUGCAAACUCAAACUUAUCCCUUGGCUGAUGCACCCGUGUUUUAAUGGUUCUGUGAAGAGUUAUAGCAACAGUGGUUCCCUCAUUUUUGGUUUAUUUUUCUCCCAUGGUAUUGCACACCCUUUUUCUUUUUGCUAAUAAUUUUUUUUUAACAAAAAAAUUUUGUGAUGGUCCCUUUGCUUUUGCUCUCCUUUAGUGCUUCCCUUGGUCAGACCUCCUGUGGUCCAAAUCCAUAUUCCAUCCAGAAUACAGCUUACUCAGGGUAGAAGAGAGAACUGAAAGGCAAGAGCCCUGAUGAAGAACUUUUUCUGACAGAUGACAUCAUCAAGCGCCACAGGAAAGAGCAAACAGAUUCCAGCACCUCGGGCGACAGCAGGAGCCAGCAGGUCAAGAACAGGAGUUCAGCCUUCGGGACCUAACCGUUUCAGAAGAGGGUUUGGACAGCAACAAUACAACAGGAGACAAUUCAGGAAUACUUUGCCUGGUCGCAAGAGAAGAGCAGCUGCUGCCUUCAAUGGAGUGAGCCCUUUAAAUCGCCAGGCAUCAGCUCAGGAGGGCAACAAGAACAGCAAUGCUUUUGCCAAAAGCAGCAGCGGGCAGCAGAAGGACCAGGCACAGCCAUCUCCAGGCCCCAAGAGAUUCAGAGCAGAUGCUGCCAGCACCCAGACCCCAGGGAAAAGGCCUUUCCGGCUAAACAGGGGACCAGCGUUCCAGCAGAAGCGGGCGCAGCAGUGGUUCUCCAAAGCCCGCUUCCAGAGAGGGCAGAUGGAUGCUCAAGGAGAAGGGAAACCGCCAAGGAUGAGAAGGUGGCAAGUGAAACCCAGCCCGGGAGCAAUUCUGACGGUUUCUGUGGUUAAUCCCCAGGCGGGCCAGAGCAGCGGGCCUGGAUCCAAGCGCCCGUUCCUGCGAAGCCAGAGACCCCCAGCACGGGUGACCAAGCCCCAGCCCAAGGGGGUGAUGCUGAGAUUCAACUUCCGUGCCAUGGCCAACCAGGUAGAGGAUUGUCGACGGCACAGGCGGCACCUGGCGCCCUGCAGCAGCCCUGCCACUAAGCUGUUAACACCACGCUCAGGUUUCUGGGGCUGCCAGCUGGGUUUGUCUAACAUGGCCCAGGAGGAGAGUCCUGUAGCCGUGUUGGCCAGGUUGUUGGCAAAACUGAAGGCACUUGAGAAGACUGUUGAGCAACUACAGACUCAGCCCAAUUUUUCCCAUUCUGUUGGCCUGUCUUGCAAGGCCUGUCCGUGUGCUUGCUCGGAGCGGGGAGAUCCUGCUGGUGGGUGAUCCUGGCCAGGGGGAACUGUUUCAGUGUCGGUGCUCCCCAUUCCUCAGAGACACGUGGCACUUCUGGGCUUUGCUCGCUCUUUGCUUUGGUGACCUUCUCGGUGCCCCAUUUCACACUGAAGUAUGGUCCAAGAGCCCUGGGGCAGCUGAGAAAUCCUGCUCCACCUUCUUCAUUGCCGGCGUUUCUUGUCUGGACGGUUUGGUUUUCCCUGAUGCCUUGUGCUCCAAUGCCAUCUGCUUGCUCCUGUUCUGGCCGAGGACGCCCGGUGUCUUGGGGCUGGGAGCUGCUUGGAGGUUUUCCAGCCGCACACAGUCUGUCGAGCUCCUUGUCUCUGUGUGCUGCGUGGUUUAAUUGACUAACCAGCUGUGAAACACCAUCCUGACUGAUGGGCUCUAAUCAAUACCCCGCUACAAGUUGGGCUGUGCUUUGCCACCAGACGUGGGACUGACUCGCUCUCCCUUUCCCCUGCAGACCAGCCUGACGCUGGAUGAGAGGUUCUCUGGUCUGAGGAAUAAGAGGCGCUUUACAGCAGCCAGGAGCGCCGGACGGACGGUCACCAU